Silurus meridionalis is the source of this 5722-nucleotide messenger RNA. RefSeq lists its product as uncharacterized. Bases 4501 to 5598 code for a protein of 365 amino acids. The record is from RefSeq and is a predicted model, not a curated record. The transcript has 2 exons. NCBI's taxonomy places the organism in Eukaryota, Metazoa, Chordata, Actinopteri, Siluriformes, Siluridae. Gene Ontology annotation, molecular function: catalytic activity.
CUGGGGGUGUGCAUACUGACACAAAUCCAAUAUUGGUGCUGAAUUAGCGCAGCAUGUUUUUUUGAGGUAGGAGAAGUCUAUGAAAUGCUGUGGAAAGAAGGGCUCCUGAUGAAACUGAAAAGCUUGAAAAUUGAAGGAAGGAUGUAUAACUGGAUUAAGAGUUUCUUAUUUGGAAGAACGAUUGAAGAAAAAGUAGGGACCAUCAGGGUUGCACAAGCCAGUGCACUCUUAGUGCCGGUCCCAAGCCCGGAUAAAUGGGUUUUUAAUUUCCCCCUUAUUCUGUGUUCGCUCCACACUCCAGAUCAGUAGGUGGCGGUAAUGCACCUUUCGUUGGUCUGCCAAACCGCCAUUAAACAUCACAAGAAGAAGAAGAAGAAGAAGAAGAAGAAGACAAUGUGGGGAAAGCGCGAAAACAAGAUUUACUCGGCGACGCCUCUAGAUAACCUGAAAUCGGGAGACCGGGUGAAGUGAAGCGGUGAAGUACUUCAGAAGAAAGAGCCGGAACACCAAACGGUGGCUGGGACCUUUCCAGGUGCUCCUGACUACGCAGACUGCUGUAAAUGUCGCAGAGAGAGCCACGUGGAUUCACGCCAGCCGGUGCAAACGAGUGCCAGACCCGGAACAGGGGUUGAUGGGAGACGGGGAAAGUGAGAACACUUCACAUAGGAACUCUGGUGUCGCUGGACCUCGUGAGGUGGGAGAAGGGCGCCGUUUAGGUGCUUAAGUCGCACCUGCCCUUCAAGCACCAAUAACGUCAAGAAUAGGAAAGGUGUCACCAGACCAGAUCUAGAACAAACAGGAGACCCGCUCCGAUCCACCUGACGACACACAACCUGAGAAGGAUACGUUGAUUUAAGUAGUUAAGUGUUGAAUUAUGUUGUAACGAGUUUCGCCGAGAAUAUUCACGAUAUUAACCUUCUCUUGAGCAGAUUCUAUCAAAAUCUAUCUUAUGUUCUUUUUCAGUGUUGAAGAAUCUCUUCUACAUUUGUUUUGCCUCCUUCUCCAAGUCUUUUUGAUCAGAAGUUACUGUUUUUAUUACUUUUUUUGUAAAAACAUUGUACAGUUGACUGAAGCUGCUAUUAUUCUUUCAGAUUUGAACUCUUGUUUUCACGAUUUCUCACCAAAAUGUGCUGAUCUGACCAAUCACAGUCCAGAAAAUGUACACUUGUGUAAAAAAUGCUAAUUUUGAUGAUGCAGGUGCAGUACCAGGCCCUGGCUACAGGGGCGCACUCUCGAAUUCAGGGAUACACUGUGUAAUAAAAAGUCAGUUUUUCUGUGGUAUGUAAGGUCAUGCCUCAAAACUUUGAGAGGAGGAUUCUGGGACAUAGUAGAAGCAUCUACAGUGCAGAAACAGACUGAACAUGAUUUCAUUCAGAACAGACAUUUUUUAACUUUCUCACAUACACACACUGAAGGUCCCUGUCUCCAGAUCUUCUCCUGUACAACACUGAAAGAGAGAGAGAGACUUUCAACAUUCCUUUAUUAUGACAGUUAGGCCGUGUCCACCAUUCAUUUAUCAAAAGUGCAUUUGUCCCUAAUACCUACUUAAAAGGUAAAUAAUGAAACCCCUUGUUUGUAGUAAAAAGGGUAGAAAUAAAAGAAGUGGAUGAAUGGGUGGAUAAACAGAUAGAAGUGUAUAUUAGAGCAUUUUGUUUAAGAGAAGGUGUUUUAUUAUCAACACUACACAGAAGCCCCUCUUGCCCCCAGACCCUACAGAACUCCUGCACUCUGUGUGUCAUCCUGCACUGCACAAACUCAAUCUUCAGUCCGGCCUUCAAAAGAGUUCUAAUGCGCUGUUCUGGAUUCAGUGUUCCCCUGACUAUCAGUUUAUUUUUUCUCAUAAGCAGGUAGCUAGUUCAGCUCGGCCUAUUAUUACAUUAACUGUGCAGAUUGUCUCUCCACAGAUAAUCAGCUUCUCUGUGAGUAUCUGCACUAAAUGCCCUGUCCAACUUUACAGUGUAUUGAACAUAUCUCUAAGUCUGUUACAUCUAAGGAAGAGGUGGACAAUGGACAUGUUGUAGCUACAGUGGAGUCGAUAUGUGCCACGUGUCUGUCUGUGGCCCCGAUACUGGAUCAGAGUGAUUUGAGACGAGUCUGGAGUGAAUCUGGAUCAGUGUGAUUUGAGACGAGGCCGGAGUGAGCCUGGAUUAGUGCACUUAAGAGAACUCGGUUCAGACUUUACCUGAAAAUCAGUCACACACACACACACACACACACACACACUUCAACACAGCAGCAUUUACACAUUUUCUUUCUUUUCUACCUCAAAUAAUCCCAAAUAUUCUCCUACACAACACUGUAGUGCAGUAAACAUAGUGUACGAGACACUACACAAAAUAAAAUCCUUUUACAGGAAAAUGUAGAUAAAUAACACAUUUAGUUCAUACACUAGUGCACUACAAAACCACUGCCUUUCCUGAUCACCCUACAAAGUGCACUUCAACAUCCAGUCAUUUGGGACUCGUACGAGUUUCCGUUAACGAUGCGGGUACAGUGUUAAAGAGGCUCUUUCUUAAAGAUAAGUCACAUACAUUAUCAUUAUUAAUAUUUUUACUGUAUAAAUGCACUUCAAAAUCGAGUCAUUUGGGACUCGUACGAUCAAUAGUAAAAUGAAGGCGAAAAAGAAAGCGAAAUAAUUGUUUAUAAAAAUGUUUUGUAUUUCUUCGCAGGGUAGCAAACGCGUCUACAUCCAUUAUUGGUGCGCAGUAGGCAGAAACUUAAAUACCGGCGCGCUAGGGUUAGUACGGUAGUUCAUGUUGACCAAAACACACAAGAAAACGCGUUUCGGGAAAAAACAAUUAUUACAUUAUUAUAUCUACUGUCAUUAUAAUGUGUGUGUCUGUGUCUGUGUGUGUGUGUGUGUGUAUAUGAGAUUGAUUUGUGCGCGUGUGUGUGAGUGUGUAAAGCCCUAUUCAGACAGGACUAGUUUUACAGGGGGUUGAUAUCUUACCGAUUUCAAUAAGCACUACAAAAGCCAAGAUAAAAACGUUUAAGAUUCACUGUUUAACCUACAACCAGCAAAGUUGAAACACAUUUACAAGCUGACUUUGAGAUUUUAGCCGGAAAUCAUCUCUUUUUGUUUCUCCUCAAAUUUUCCAAAAGCCAGGUAGAGGUUUUCAUCAAUCUACUCCAAACCAAAAAACUCACUUCUCACAUGAGCAGUGUAUCCACGUGCAUCCUUGAAGUGAGUGUAUUUAAUCAGUUCUUCAGGUCUGGGUGAACCAUUACAAGUGCAGAGGCGUUAAAGACCUCAACUGGAUACACUGCAAAAAAUGCCCCUCUUAAAACAAGCUAGAUUUACUUAAAUCUAGUUAAAUUGUACUGAAAUCAAGCAAAAAUAUCUGCCAAUGGGGUAAGCAAAAUUGACUUGGUAAGAAUUCUUGAAACUAGCAUUAAUAUCUAGUCAAUAAUAAAUUCUACUAGAUCCUGUAACUAGACAGAAAAGCCCAGUUUCAAACCUUUUUUUCUUCCUUUUUAUAAACAGAAUAAUAAAAAAUGAAAAACUGCUUAAAUCUGGUCAUUAAAAAUAAUGUGUCUUAAAACUAGACAAACAAGAAAUUUUCACUGUUUUAUAAGGACUACAUUUUAAAGAAGAUUGCAUUAAAACUAGAAUAUUACACCUUAAAUUCAGCAUAUUCUAUUAUUUUUUGUAAUCACACAAAACCCAAAAAUUGGAUGAAAUACGCAUAAAACAUAAAAAUACAAUAUGAAGAAACAAACACUCAGGUUUGACAACCAUUCAUUAAACAUUCAUUAAAAGCAUUGCAUUAAAAAGGACAUUUGAACAAAAAAUGUAAAUUCUGUCAAUUUACUCACCCAUAUGUUGUUCCAAUCCUGUGAGUUUCUUUUACUGUGUACAAAAGUACACAGUAAUAAAAAUAAAAUGUUGGCAGGAAUCGCACAGCCAAAUAAACAGUCUAAAAAUAAUCCCCAGAAAUAAAAAUAAGGCAAAAACUUUGGCACAGAUCAAUACACUGUAUAAGCCUCAAACAGAAGUCAGUCUAAUGUAUUCCAUUAUUUAAUGGAAGAUAGAAACACUAAUGAAAAUAGGAGAAUAGGAGAAACAAUCAAGUCCACAACAAUACGCAUAUAGGAAAUUAGAGUUGAAUUUAUCAAAGCACAUCUUGAUAUUGCUAACGUAACAUCAGUUUUUGAUGUCCGGGUGAACGCUGGCGCUGUUGGCUGCCGCUGCUCAGGGAGGGAAUUUAAAAAAUUUUACAACUUUAAUCGCUCCAGAAUAGUCCUGCACUUGUGAAUGCAUAGAUGCAUCUAUGGACUGUUUUUAAAACACUUUAACCAUUUUGAGGAGUCUGACCUGUGAUCCGUGCUGAUUCAGCGGGUUCGUACAACAUUAUCUCGGACUGUACGCUAGCUGAUCUCCCUGCGUCUUGACUAUUGAUGCUUCCUGCGGUUGCCGAUUUGACUGCCGGUUGUUGACUGCUCUUCGUGGUGCAUCUGGCGUGCGGUUCGGCUGUGGGGAUCGCUGGGCUGCUGGUGCGGAUGAGCUGUAUCUGGGUCGUCCUCUCUGCAGUAUACCACUCUGUAGCAUGGAUGAUGCUCCAGUAUUCGGCGGGGGAACUAACGCAGCUCCGUUUGCGUUCUUCUAAUCUUCUGUCAUCUCCACAUCUUCCCCUGGAUAUCGUGUACAUACCGCGUCGGAAAUAUAUACACGGUGGGUCUCGGCGAAGCUACACCAUCGAUGGAUCAUGUCACAUACAGGCCUUUUGGUCAUCUAAACCUCGCCUGCCUAGGAGGCCUACACGGACUGUCGAUCGCAGUGUUUUAACUAAUCCGGCUAGAUCGGUUGGCAACGAUUCUAGUAAGAACAAUUUUUCCUUUGGAUUACUGAAUAUACGAUCGCUUUCCACUAAAGGACCCCUGGUGCACGAUCUGCUGUCUGAUCGUAAGUAUGAAUUUCUCUGUCUAACCGAGACAUGGCAGAAACCAGAUGACUUUUUUCAUUUAAACCAGUCUGUUCCCCCGGGAUAUAGUUAUGUCUGUAAAUCUCGCGAUACAGGAAGGGGAGGGGGACUAGCAAUACUCUAUAAAGAGAAAUUGAAAGUAUCUCAGUUAACUCUUUCCACAUAUUCCUCUUUUGAAUCAAUUGCCAUAAAAAUCAAUGGUGCGGUUCCUACAAUCCUUACAACUAUCUUACGCCCCCCCAAGAGCAAUAAUGCCUUUUUAACUGAACUAUCUGAACUCCUGACUCAUCUAUCUUCCAUAUCUCCAAAUGUUAUCCUUCUGGGUGAUUUUAACAUUCAUAUAGAUAAUACCAGUAAUGCAGUUACAAGCGAAUUUUUAUCAUGUUUGGAUUGCUUUGGUAUACAACAAUUUAGCACACUGCCCACUCACAUCAAGGGGCAUACUCUUGAUCUCGUUUGUUGCUCCGGUAUAAUACCUUUUAAUUGUACUGUUUCUGAUCUUUCUAUAUCAGAUCACUUUUUGGUGUCUUUUUGUGCCAAGUUGGCCAUCUUUAAGGCAAAGUUGAACAAAGUCCGAUUUCAUUUCGGAAUAUUAAGAACAUUGAUUUGCCUACUCUUGCUGAUGAACUUGCCAUCUUCUCCAGUAAAUCUGAUUUCUCUACUGCUGAUGAAUUAGUUAAAUAUUAUGAUGACGGACUGAACAUGAUUUUGGAUGAAUUCGCACCUGUGAAAACUCGAACUGUUUCAUUUGUACAUUCAGCUCCCUGGUUCACACCUGAACUGCGUGAACUUAAAACUAA